CCGUUUCCAUGGGGACGCGGGCGGGGCAAAGCUGUGACGAGCUUUGUAGGCGCCGGGAGAGGGCCGACAGUUAUCUCUCCAGGCGGAAUAUGGAGCUUCAGGAGCUUGUUCGACGCGUGACGCUGUUGCAGGCUUGUGUGAGGGGUCGGCAGGUCCGGAGGCGGCUGCAGAGCUUGAGAGCCGAGUAUGAGGAGGUGGUGCGGCAGGUGGAGGGCGACGACUUGGGCGGGCAGCUGCGCUGGGUGGGGCGCUGGCUCCCGAGGCCCGUUUUCUCCCCGGACACCCGGAGAAGGACCUUUGCCCCAAGGGCGGGGGGAGACAGCAGUCUCGGUCCAGUUCGGGAACCCCCCAGCAGACUUCAGGAUGAAGAACCGGAGAGAGAUCAAGGCUGGAAGGAACAGCCGAAAGUGAAGUCUGGCCAGGAAGAAGGUCCUGGCCCUCAACUGGAGGGUGGUGACAGGAUGCUGACAAGGAACCCAGGGUCACAGGAGCUAACACUGCCCUCCCAGCCUGCCCAGCUCCAGAGACUUCAGAGACACCUGGCCAUGGAAAUGCUAUGGCUACAGCAGGCCAUUGUCAGUCGAAAGAAGUAUCUUCUUCUCAGACAAACACUGGAUCUCCCGGAUUAGUUGGAGAGGGCUGUACCUCAAGUAAUGGAACCUCGAGAACAUCCGAGUGACCGGGCAAUUGGCAGGACUGGGAAGCAGAUACUGCUAUGACUUCUGUUCCCUGCCUGUGGAGCAGAGUGAAGUCAGAAUACAACUAAUCUUCAAGGCUUAGUUACUGCAUUGUACACUAGAAUCUUCCUCCUCCUGACUCCAGGGACCAUAUUGGUAUCAAGGAUUUCUAAUCCUCAAUACUACAGACCCUAGGCUGAGAAUUGGUAGGCCUUGGGCUAGGUUAAGCAACUCUACGCUUGGAGGGGUAGUUUCCUUUGCCAGCCCAGAAUCCUGUACCCCAGCACCAGGGCUGGAGUUGGAUGGACCCUGCUUCAGAAGGCUUCCUUUGGGCAGGUGUUAGGUAGACUUGUCAUUCUGGUCAGAGCACAGUAAGAAUUGGAGGGGAAAGGAAGAGAAUCAGGCCAUUGGGUUAAAGGAGAAAUAAAACUUCUCUUUGGAACUUGA
Molecule: messenger RNA, 1124 nt
Organism: Monodelphis domestica (gray short-tailed opossum)
Lineage: Eukaryota; Metazoa; Chordata; Mammalia; Didelphimorphia; Didelphidae
Gene: IQCC
Product: IQ motif containing C
Source: RefSeq, a predicted model, not a curated record